This is a messenger RNA of Balearica regulorum gibbericeps (East African grey crowned-crane), 700 nucleotides long. Lineage: Eukaryota; Metazoa; Chordata; Aves; Gruiformes; Gruidae. The record is from RefSeq and is a predicted model, not a curated record.
AUGGAGUCGAAGGUCUCCGAAGGCGGCCUGAACGUCACCCUCACCAUCCGGCUGCUGAUGCACGGCAAGGAAGUCGGAAGCAUCAUUGGAAAGAAAGGAGAGACCGUGAAGAAGAUGCGCGAGGAGAGUGGGGCAAGGAUCAACAUCUCGGAGGGAAACUGCCCAGAGCGAAUCGUGACCAUCACCGGCCCCACCGAUGCCAUCUUCAAGGCUUUCGCCAUGAUCGCCUACAAAUUUGAGGAGGACAUAACCAACUCAAUGAGCAACAGCACUGCUACCAGCAAACCUCCGGUGACACUGAGACUGGUCGUGCCGGCUAGUCAGUGCGGCUCGCUGAUCGGCAAAGGAGGCUCCAAGAUCAAGGAAAUCAGGGAGUCAACAGGUGCUCAGGUUCAAGUGGCGGGGGACAUGCUGCCCAACUCCACGGAGCGGGCGGUGACAAUCUCGGGGACACCCGACGCAAUUAUCCAGUGUGUCAAACAGAUCUGUGUGGUGAUGCUGGAGUCCCCACCAAAAGGUGCCACCAUUCCCUACCGCCCAAAGCCCGCCUCCACCCCUGUCAUUUUUGCAGGUGGUCAGGCCUAUACAAUUCAGGGACAAUACGCUAUUCCACACCCGGAUCAGUUGACCAAGCUCCACCAGUUGGCUAUGCAGCAAACCCCCUUUACUCCCCUUGGACAGACCACCCCCGCUUUCCCUG